Molecule: messenger RNA, 846 nt
Organism: Bactrocera latifrons
Lineage: Eukaryota; Metazoa; Arthropoda; Insecta; Diptera; Tephritidae
Gene: Cpr35B
Product: histidine-rich glycoprotein
Exons: 2
Coding region: 32-736 (234 amino acids)
Cellular component (GO): extracellular matrix
Source: RefSeq, a predicted model, not a curated record
UCUAUCACAGCUUGUAGUUAAGUUUGGAACAAUGGCUUUUAAGGUUUUCGCUACCCUUUCACUUUGCUUCGCACUGGCAGUGGUUAACGCCUCGCCAUAUGGUCAUCAUGAACAUGGUGGACAUGGUGGACAUGGAGGGCAUGGUGGACAUGGUGGUCAUGGUGGACAUGGUGGACAUGGUGGACACGGUGGUCAUGAAGGGCAUGGCCACGGUGCUUCCAGUCACGCUUCGGUGCACUUAGUCUCACAUGACGAUCAUCAUGACCACCACGGUCAUCAUGGAGGCGGUCACGAACAUGGUGAUGGCCAUGAUUCACAUGCCGAAUACCAUUUCAACUAUGGUGUUAAGGACAAAAAGACGGGCGAUUUCAAAGGACAAAGCGAAAAACGUGAUGGCCAUAAAGUAUCCGGACACUACGAGCUGAUUGAUGCCGAUGGUCACAAGAGAACUGUCCACUAUACAGCUGACAAGCAUAGCGGUUUCCAUGCUAUAGUACAUCGUGAACCCACACACCAUCAUGUUGCUGAUCACGGACACACCAGCUACUAUGGCGGUCACGCUGAGGUCGAAUCCCAUGAAGGAGGCGAUGAUGGCGGCCACGGUCAUGGACAUGGUCAUGGGCAUGAACACGGUCAUGGCCACCAUUCUAGCGGUUUCUCCAUCAAGCAAGAACAUGGUGUUGCUAUCCAUCAUCACGGUGGCCAUGAUAGUGGUCACGGCCAUGGUGGUCAUUAAGCUGUUAUUUUCUAUCUAAUAAUGUUAUGGACUGAUACUUGUUGAUUUUUUGUAAAAAGUUUUUUGCUUUGUGACGCUUAACUAAAACUCUCAUUAAUACUUCAUUUUAU